Messenger RNA from Daucus carota subsp. sativus, 771 nucleotides. RefSeq names its product small ribosomal subunit protein eS12. Lineage: Eukaryota; Viridiplantae; Streptophyta; Magnoliopsida; Apiales; Apiaceae. The record is from RefSeq and is a predicted model, not a curated record. Gene Ontology annotation, cellular component: cytosolic small ribosomal subunit; ribosome. The coding region runs from base 163 to 591 and encodes 142 amino acids. Gene Ontology annotation, biological process: translation. The transcript is spliced from 5 exons. Gene Ontology annotation, molecular function: structural constituent of ribosome.
AGAAAUAUUAGGCCUGGCCCACCCAGGUAAACUGUUAAUAAGAUGAAGCUAGGGUUUACGAAACAAACGCAUAAAAGUUUGAGGACGAAGCGAGUCAAGUCGCCGACCAAAUCUUUAUCAUCCAUCCCAGGAAGGUGACUGCCUAGCUAAUAAUCACCAAACAUGUCAGGGGAAGAUGCAAUUGUGGAAACUCCAGCUCCAGCAGCAGCACCAGCUCUAGGCGAGCCCAUGGAUAUCAUGACAGCCUUGCAACUUGUGUUGAAAAAAUCACUUGCACAUUCUGGACUAGCCCGUGGGCUACAUGAAGGCGCAAAAGUGAUUGAGAAGCAUGCUGCUCAGCUUUGUGUGCUUGCUGAGGAUUGUAACCAGCCUGAUUAUGUGAAAUUAGUGAAAGCACUUUGUGCUGAUCACAAUGUCAGUUUGAUUUCAGUUCCAAGUGCAAAAACUCUUGGAGAGUGGGCUGGUUUGUGUAAGAUUGAUUCUGAAGGCAAUGCUCGGAAGGUAGUUGGAUGCUCGUGUGUUGUUGUGAAGGAUUAUGGAGAAGAAAGUGAAGGGCUCAAUACAGUUCAAGCGCAUGUGAAGGCCAACUAAAGACUGUUGAACUUCAAGAUUGUUUUUGUUUACGAGACUCUUGACUUCUAUAGACAGACACAUUGUUUUCUGUCGAUUUCAGUGUACUGGGGAUGGGAAUUUUCUUCCGUUUUAUUCGCACUGUGCUCGUACAUUUGAUGUGGUAAUUUAUCCGCCCCACUACCGGAAAAUUUGCCUUCA